AUGGCAUUUGUUGCAUUUAUAGACAAGACGAAUCAAGAUGUUGACAACUUAGUAGAACUCAGUCUACCUUGUCCGAGAUCAAAUAGGAUUGCUAUCUAUUUUCAUAAUCAUUUAAAUCAAUUAUUUGAAAUACAAAGGAUCACCGGCCCAGGAAGAAAGAGUUCUUGGCUAAUUGAUGGCAAUAUGUACAAAGAUGGAGCUGUUCGAUUCAUUUCACCCAUAGAUUCAUUAUUUAUAUGUUUACCUGUAUUAGAAAGAGCAUCUGUAGGAAACCAGUUUCGUACAUUGGAUGAUAUCUUUACCAGAGACAAUGUCACUAUUGAACAUGAUGAAGAAGACAAUGAUGACGAUAGGCCCAUUGAUGUUCAUAGGCUGAUCAACUUUGUUUCCGAAGAUCAACUAAAACACUUGUGUGAUGUACAGGAUGUGGGCGUACUUGUAUAUAGACUAAAUGAAGACCUUGUAUUAAAUUGGCUUCUUAAGAAAGUGAAUCGAGUAUUAGCAAAUGAUACUUUCAAGAGAUGCUUUGAACAAACAGGACAAGCUGAAGAAUACAUGAAAUUAGAAGCUGUAUAUACCAUUGCCAAUUAUUUAUCACAAGCUUGGUUCAAAAAAUUAUUAAACAAGAUGGGUCUAGAAGAAGUUAAGGAAGAACAACAAAACGAACUAACAAACUAUGCUACUGACGUUUCACCGACUUCUUAUUUUAAACGUACAAGUUAUGAAGAAAGAAUGAUGGAUGCUGACACGCCAAAGAAAAAGAAAGCAGCUGUACCAAGGAGUUUAGCAAAAGUGAAUACCAAAGGCAUGAAAACAUUGACAAGCUUCUUUACUAAAAAAUAG
Molecule: messenger RNA, 843 nt
Organism: Rhizopus microsporus ATCC 52813
Lineage: Eukaryota; Fungi; Mucoromycota; Mucoromycetes; Mucorales; Rhizopodaceae
Exons: 6
Coding region: 1-843 (280 amino acids)
Biological process (GO): RNA catabolic process; ribonucleotide metabolic process
Cellular component (GO): ribonuclease H2 complex; nucleoplasm
Source: RefSeq, a predicted model, not a curated record